This is a messenger RNA of Haplochromis burtoni (Burton's mouthbrooder), 2108 nucleotides long. RefSeq names its product dnaJ protein ERDJ3A-like. NCBI's taxonomy places the organism in Eukaryota, Metazoa, Chordata, Actinopteri, Cichliformes, Cichlidae. Gene Ontology annotation, biological process: protein maturation. The transcript has a single exon. Gene Ontology annotation, cellular component: endoplasmic reticulum. The record is from RefSeq and is a predicted model, not a curated record. Gene Ontology annotation, molecular function: nucleic acid binding; misfolded protein binding. The coding region runs from base 801 to 1919 and encodes 372 amino acids.
CUUCAUUUUGUACUGAAGGGCUCAUGAAUAGGCUGAAUCUUUCAGGAAGGAAAACUGGCAUUCUUUUGCGGACAAUGGGUCAGGAGAAAAUGGUCAGUAGCUAUGUGUUUCAGAUUUGGAAGUAGCUGGUUUGGAUUUAGAUCACUACUGUGACUUGCCUGACUUAUUUACUCAGAAAAGCAUGCCUGUUCAUCAAUGUAAUAUUCCCCGACAGGAAGAUCUCGAUAGAUGGCCACAUUUGCGCCAUAUUAAGAUACUGGAGAUAAAUUCCGGGGUAGACCUGUUGAUCGGGACCAAUGUGCCCAAGGCUUUAGAGCCAUGGGAGGUUGUUAGAAGUCAGGAUGGAGGUCCCUAUGCAGUAAAAACUAUGCUGGGUUGGACGGUGAAUGGUCCUCUCAGAGAGGAUCGUAAGACUGACAUUUUUGAUGUGAGUGUCAAUAGGAUUUCCGUGGCAAGAUUGGAUGAGCUGUGGGAACGUCAAAUGAAGGCUGAUUUUCCAGAAUGUAUUCAGGAUGAGCAGUUUGCUUUGUCUAGAGAAGAUCAGCAGUUUAUGAAGUCAGUGAUGGAUUCUGUUAAGUUGGUUGAUGGUCAUUACACCAUUGGUUUACCUUUUAGGUGCAAUCAGGUAAACAUGCCAAAUAAUAGGAAGGCUGUAGAACAGCGAGCUAUGAGCCUUAAACGGAAGUUUGUCAAGGAUGAUUCCUGGUUGUCAGGGCCAAAGUUUCUUGCUGAACCAGAAAUUAAUUGGCCAGUGAACCUUGAUUUUGGAAAGAUCUCUUUUAAAUGAUCCAGAGAUUAAAAUGGCCAAUUUAGUUAAUGCUGUUGAUGCAAAUGAAUACAAGAGUGCAUCAAUCAGGGACAUCAAGAAGGCCUACAGAAAGCUGGCUUUGCAGUUACACCCCGACAGAAACCAAGACGACCCGCAAGCCCUGGACAAGUUCGCAGACUUGGGGGCAGCCUAUGAGGUCCUCUCAGAUAAGGAGAAAAGGAAACAGUAUGACAUGUAUGGAGAGUACAGGCUCAAAGAGGGUCACCACAGCUCUCACAGCGAUAUCUUCUCCAGUUUCUUUGGUGAUUUUGGGUUCAUGUUUGGUGGCAACCGACAGCAACAGGACAGGAAUAUUCCCAGAGGAAAUGACAUAAUACUGGACCAGGAGAUUACACUGGAAGAAGUGUGCUCUGUGAACUUUGUGGGUGGCGAACGUGAGUUGAAAGAGGCAGUGGAAGGAUGGAAUCAGGCACAGAUUCAUGAGAUGCUGCUGCAAAAGGGCAUAAAGUGGAUUUUUAAUCCUCCUGCUGGUUCCCAUCAUGGCGGUGUUUGGGAACGUCUCAUAAGGUCUGUCAGGAAGGUGUUAAAUUCCAUUUUGAAAGUGCAGAAUUUGGACGAAGAAGGCCUUUGUACAGUUCUUUGUGAGGCAGAGGCUAUUGUGAACAGUAGACCAAUAACUAAAGCCUCUACUGAUCCUAAUGAUUUGGAGGCCUUGACUCCUAACCAUCUGUUGUUGCUUAAGACCAAGCCAUUGAUACCACCAGGAGUGUUUCAGAAGGGGGACGUGUAUGGACGACGUCGAUGGAGGCAAGUACAGUACAUGUCUGACCUGUUCUGGAAGCGCUGGGUCAAGGAGUACCUGCCCCAGCUUCAAGAGCGUCAGAAGUGGCAGAGAAUCGGACGGAACUUCAUUCCUGGGGAUGUGGUUAUCGUUGUCGAUGAUUCUGCGCCUCGUAACUCUUGGGUGACUGGAAGGAUUGUGGAAGCAAUUUCUGACAGUAAAGGACUUGUACGUCAGGUUCGUGUUAAAACAAAGACUGGUUGUUUGGACAGGCCGAUCACUAAAGUGUCUUCUACAGGAAGCAGAAGAGUCAUGAAGAUUGACUUUUUCAAAUGUCUAUUUGUAUUAAUGUAUAUUUGUUUAUUUUGAAUUAAAAUUGUAUCUUUGAAUGUUUGAUAAAGGAUAGAUCAUGUUUAUCAAUAUGUCUCCUACAUGGUAAGUAUGAUGUAAUUAUUGCUCUAAAAUAAUUAGGGGCUGGUAUGUAGGAGCCAUACGAGUUCCUUUUUUGACUAAGUGGGUUGGUUUAAAUGGACUCACUGUAUAGAGAUUGAAAAUGUG